Messenger RNA from Juglans regia (Persian walnut), 1194 nucleotides. Its product is annotated as transcription factor MYB24-like. The coding region runs from base 128 to 1039 and encodes 303 amino acids. The record is from RefSeq and is a predicted model, not a curated record. Gene Ontology annotation, molecular function: DNA-binding transcription factor activity; sequence-specific DNA binding. Gene Ontology annotation, cellular component: nucleus. The transcript has 3 exons. Gene Ontology annotation, biological process: regulation of DNA-templated transcription. NCBI's taxonomy places the organism in Eukaryota, Viridiplantae, Streptophyta, Magnoliopsida, Fagales, Juglandaceae.
ACGUGUAAUGUUGAGUUUGGCUGUGCUUUGCAUGCAUCACUUUAGCUUCAAAACACCAAGGCCAUCCUUGUUAUAAUAUACAACCAAUAUAUGGUUUUGGGGGACUUUUGUGUUAAUAAGAAUCCCCAUGUCUUCUUGUAGUAAGAGUUUAAGUAGUUCUAGUGAAGAUGACAGUGAGCUUCGAAGAGGCCCAUGGACACUAGAAGAAGAUACUCUGCUCAUUCACUACAUUUCUCAUCAUGGUGAGGGAAAAUGGAAUUUGGCAGCUAAAUCUUCAGGAUUGAGAAGAACUGGAAAGAGCUGCAGAUUGAGAUGGCUUAAUUAUCUAAAACCAGAUGUGAAGCGCGGAAAUCUUACUCCUCAAGAACAGCUUUUGAUUCUUGAACUCCACUCCAAGUGGGGCAAUAGGUGGUCAAAGAUUGCACAACAUCUACCCGGAAGAACUGACAAUGAAAUCAAAAAUUAUUGGAGAACUCGGGUGCAGAAACAAGCAAGGCUUUUCAAGAUCGAUACAAAUAGCACAGCAUUUCAAGAAAUCAUCCGGUUCUAUUGGAUGCCAAGGUUGCUUCAAAAGAUAGAAGAAUCAUCAUCUUCUUCAGGCAUGAUAUUCCAAAACUCAGCAAUCCCUCAGCCUCUUGACACUGCCUAUCAGCAUUCAGCAGCAGCAGCACAAGUUCCUCCUGGACAGGGCCCUCUUUAUUUGAGCCAAAGUUUGAAUCACCAUGAGCAGAAUCCAGACUCAGAUCAGCACUGCACCAGUUCAGUGAAUUUCUCUCAAAUACCUCAACUUUCAGAAUAUCCGAGUUCUGGUCCAUUUCAUGCCAUAGCUGACAAUGAGUAUGAAACAUUUCUGAAGGGAUGCUAUCAUGCUGAUAACAGUAACUAUGAGAUGGAAACCUUAAACUUGGGAAGUAUCCGAGCACCAGGGAACUUUGAGAAUUUGAUUAGCAAUUCCCAUGCUGUAGAAAGAAACUGGGUUGAUAAUGAUUUUUCAGGUGGCCUUUGCAACAUGGAAGGAUUAUGGCAGACGAGGAACUAACAAGGGGAAACUCAGGAUCUUGUUUUUUGGGAGAACUCACAAAACAGUUGAUCAAGUUUUGUGACAUAUAUUGAUUUGUUUCUUGGAUUAUAUUAUUAGGGUUAUAAGCUUUUUUGAUUUAUCUCUGUUGAUAUUUCAAUCAAAAUGAAAAAAAA